Molecule: messenger RNA, 2989 nt
Organism: Thamnophis elegans (Western terrestrial garter snake)
Lineage: Eukaryota; Metazoa; Chordata; Lepidosauria; Squamata; Natricidae
Gene: CDCA2
Product: cell division cycle associated 2
Exons: 12
Coding region: 396-2837 (813 amino acids)
Source: RefSeq, a predicted model, not a curated record
CUGGCCUCACUGAUUUGCCUCCUCCAGCAAGCAGAGGAAAGGGCAAGCAUCCCCAGUGGGUUUCGUAUCUGAAGCCGGUUGGCCGUCUCGGACUCCGUUUGAGUGGAGAGAAGGAGCCGCCUCCGCCUCCUGCGGCGGAGGGAUACACGGCUCUGGCAAGUGGUGAGAGAAAAAAAUUUGAACGAAGGGCGCGAGCGGAGGCCCGCCGGCGGCCGUUCGUCGGCGCCGAAGUCGGAACGGUCGUAUCGUGUUGCUUUAGCGCAUCCUUUUGCAUGCUUACGGUAUCCAGACUUCUGUAGUCCAAUAUUGCUUAAAAGUCCCACUCUAAAGACCAAACUAUUUCUCAAGAAAGCCACAAUAUCACUGAUGAGUUAACAGCAGCAAAGGCAUUUCCGAUGGAGAAUCAGAAUACUAAAACAGUACUUUCCGAGUGUUGCAAUACACAACACAACUUGCAUUUGGGGCGCGGAAACCCAAUCAAUAGCAUGGAGAAGAUGGACUCUCUCUUCACAAGUGGUCCAGCAGAUGCUCCAGCAGCAAAUUUGUGUACAAGCACUGCCGUCUCUGAGAAUUUGGGAAGCACCCUGAUCAACAAACACCCUAUGUUCACGAAUGAUACAGAUGAUUUAACAACUCCCAGGAGAAAAUCACAAGAGAAUACAAACGUUGAGAUUGCAAACAACCAAGUUACACCAUCUAGAGGCUUUCCUGACAGUGUGGCAGUUGAUUAUAAGAUUAUGCCAGAGUUUUUUACAAGCCAGAAUAAAGAGGAAUUCAACAAUAUAUUGAAAAAAUUAAGACGGCGGUCUACAAUUGGAGCACGAGGUUCUCCAGAAAAUAAUUCUCUCAUCCAGUAUAUUGCUCGACAAAGGAGAAUGAAGGUGCAAGAAACUUUGACACAAUCCAGCCCUUGUCAUCUUCAGAACACGUUGCUGAAAGACAAAAUAGCUGCCUUCCAAUCUUCAUUUAAAGCCCUCGAAGAAACUGAAGAAAAGACAGUCCAUAUUCUUCCUACUUCAAACACAAAACUCCCUGAGCAAUCAACAUUGAGCCAGACAUGGUGCCCGGAGGAUACGAAUAAUGCUUUUGAAGAAAACUUAAAUAAUAAAUUUAUGAACAGAGAUGGUAUAUCAGUAGAUAUCCAGAUGCACAGUUCCAGAUUUCCACCACAGAAGCCCCUUCUGUCUGGCGCAAAUGUUAUGCCUAAGGCCAUUCAGGUCUCUCCAGCGAAUGCUGUGGAAACUACACGUGUAUCUUUGGUAGCUACUCCAAGUACGGGCGUAUCAAAGAAUGAAAGGGGUGAAGACAAAGAAUUGAGCAGAAACAACACGUCUCAACCCAGCAGUAAGAAGGUUCGGUUUUCAGAAAAGCAGCGCUUGCAAAUCUUUGAUGAAAGCAAACCACCCAUUACGCCUGUGGGGAAAGGCCAUUCAUUUCCCAAUUCCCUUCGUUCUGUUCUGAAGAAAACACCAGUCAAAAUCGCAUCCGAAGGCUUGAAGGAUCUUCAAGGAUCAUCAGAGGAAAUGGCCACGCCGAUAUGUACUGGAUCUUUUGACCCCGAAGAAAGAAAAAAUAAUUCUCCUGACCAUCAGGCUCCUUUGAUUAGACCCACUCGUAACUCUGCUAAAAGGAAGUGCGUAGUGGAAGCAGAAGAAAAACGUCUUGCAGUCAAAAUUGAAGUCCAGAAUCAGCUCAACCAAUUGCAGAAAGCCAAAACUUCAACCAAAUUAAAAAAAACCCCAGCUGUCCGACCCAAAGUGGCAGGAAAAAGAAGGGGGAGGAAGAAGAAGAAACAGGAGCAGAAAGUAUUUUAUGGGCCUCGCGAGAGGGUAUCGAAGAAACCUUUUCUAAGUCCGAUCCCAGAAAUAACAGAAAAUACCUCCUUUUGUUCCUCUUACCCAAAUACACCAACAUUAAACGUUUCCACUUCAGACGAUUCUUUAAGUGUCCUGCAUGCUACGUUUAUCGAUGAAACAGCUGAAGACAAAAAGAGUCUACCUUGUGCUGUAGGAGUGGACAGCCACGAUCAACAUUCUAGCCCUCGGGAAGAAGAUGGCUCAGCUAGUUCAUUCGUGCAGCUUCAAGAACUUGCUCUAAACAAUAGAAAACAAUGUCUUCCUGGCUACGUGCCCGAAAAAAUCUCUCCUGAAAAACUGAAGAUUUCUUUAAAUGGAAAUGAACAGGUGGCCGGAAGGGACUGUCUGUCAAGUAGGACAGAAAUGCAGCUGGUGGAGUUGCUGAACAUCUGUGGACCUAGUAAAAAUAUCAAGGCUAAAGAAAAUUCAUUUUUCACCGUAGAUUUUGCAACGGAGGUAAUGAGUGAAAGCAACGGGGUGAACUUUAAAAGGAACCCAAGAAAAAGCAGAAGAUUGACGGAACACCUUCUGAGCACCGAGGGCACUGAGUCAAAAAGUCCUGGAAACAGCACUGGUAUUCCUGGAGGAAACCUGGGCGAGUUGCCACCUUGUUCUUGGACAGCCGAUGACAUUGCACUUUUAAACCAUUUUGAGGAAAAUAGGAAUGUAACAAAAAAAGUAAGACGCAGCAUGAGGGGUCAGAAAGAUGCAGAAAGUGAGGGCCUUGCCUGGGUUGAGAUCCCUUGCAAAGCCCUGAAAAGGCUGUCAUUGGCUGGUCUUCAAGAAUCAAAGCCUGCCAUGAGUAGCCUCAAUGGACCAAGAAGAAGAAGAAGCUUCUGCGCAUUGAAAGCUGAAAAAGAUCAAGGUAUUCCCUUUAACGUUCCAAGGAAUAGAAGAGCCAGUCUGGGUUACAAAAGUGACUGCUGCUAUCGAAAAACAUUUGAAAUGAAUACAUUCUUGAAGAAUCAACCUACUCAUUAAAUUAAGAUUGAUGCUGUCCAAAAGGGGACUGUGUGAAAUAUUUUGCUUCAGCCAUUCAAGUUAGGCAGAGCUUUUACAUGUCUUCAUAUUUUUUAAGACUGCAUAGACCUUUGACUUCUUCCCCUUCCAUUGCUUUUCCCAAAAAGAAGUAA